Messenger RNA from Aspergillus pseudonomiae, 921 nucleotides. It is a transcript of the gene ptyA, whose product is annotated as putative tyrosine/serine protein phosphatase. The coding region runs from base 1 to 921 and encodes 306 amino acids. The transcript is spliced from 5 exons. Gene Ontology annotation, molecular function: phosphoprotein phosphatase activity. Gene Ontology annotation, biological process: dephosphorylation. The record is from RefSeq and is a predicted model, not a curated record. Lineage: Eukaryota; Fungi; Ascomycota; Eurotiomycetes; Eurotiales; Aspergillaceae.
AUGGCCUCUCAUCCGCGCUCCUCCAGCAUCGAUCUGGACUCCCCCGAUCGCCCAUUCGAUAACAUCAUCAACUUCCGCGAUGUUGGUCGCUCCAUCAACCGACUCAUGGGGAAAAAGGUCUUGAACGAAGGUGUUCUAUUUCGCAGCGCAAGGCUAGAUGAUGCCUCGGAAAGAGAUAAACGGCGUUUAACGGAUGAACUUCAUAUAGCUACUCUUAUUGAUUUGAGGUCUACAUCCGAACACCAAAUGGCAACCGCCAAACUCCAUGCCGAAUCGGGAACGUCUGCUCCCCCCAAUAUCAACACAGACCAUCUAUUCCAAUUGCCCCAUGUCCGCCGGCAACUGAUUAGUCUGGCUGGGAAAGCCUUCGAGCGAUCAUUGCUAUGGCGCUUGGACUGGUGGAAUUUCUUCAAGGUCCUUGCUCUCGCGGCGUCCGGGUACCGUAUGGAUGCAGUGAUUAUUAUCGGGCAACAGGUCAUGUCGCCUAGGGGUCUGAUCGGAUUGGGUCUGGAUAUGCUCGAUAGCAGCACGGCCGAGAUGAGAGAGAUCUUUGAACUCUUCGCGUCGCCGAAUGACGGCGCGGACCGGACGUAUCCGGUUCUGGUGCAUUGUACCCAGGGAAAAGACCGUACGGGGCUCGUGGUUCUGAUGUUGCUGCUUUUGACGGGUGUUGUGAGUGACGAGGCUAUGACGGCGGAUUAUGUGCAGUCGGAGCCGGAGUUGGUGGUUGAGGCGGAGGAGCGGAUGAAGGAGAUUCGGAAGUUGGGUUUGUCGGAGGACUAUAUCAAGUGUCCGGAUUGGUUUACAGUGGAGAUUAGGAGGCAUCUAGACGAGAAAUACGGCGGUGUUGAGGGGUAUCUGAGGUUCGUCGGGGUUGAGAAGAAGAAGUUGGAUGUCAUUCGAGAGGCCCUGAUUGCUUGA